AUGGAUGCUGCCAGCAAAUGCGUCAUUGGCACAAAAAUUUUUAUUAGAGAUAAAAACAAAGUAUGGGCUCGCGCUGAAAUUAUAAAAGAAGACGACGAUAUAGUUGUCAAGACUGAAGACGAUGAAAUUAUUAAAUUAAAGGAGAGUGAUGAGUUCUACCUUAGAAACUUAGGUUCGUACAUCUAUGUUUUGCAGUAUCUGUGUGUAGAGCAAGUCUCAAGCAGGAAAAAGAUGACUAGUGUAAAUAUACUACGAUACAACAUAUUCGAUUCGAGCGGACUAUCCGCACCACCGGAUCUGACCAAGUUAACGCAUCUACACGAAGCAUCGAUUCUACACAGCCUUAAUCUGCGAUUUGACAUUGAUGAAAUAUACACCUUCACAGGGCCCAUACUGAUCGCUGUGAAUCCAUUUAAGAUAAUAAACAAUUUAUAUAGUGACAACGUUCUAGCUAAACAUGUACAACCAAUACAGUCAAAAACCCCACAUAUAUUUGCUACAUCUAAUAGUGCUUAUCUAGGAAUGUGUAAUAAUGGGAGAUCACAGACUAUACUCAUAAGUGGAGAAUCUGGAGCAGGUAAAACAGAAUCAACAAAAUAUGUAAUGAAAUUUUUAGCAUGUGCAGGUUCAGAUAUUAAAAAAAGAUCAUUAAUUGAAUCUCAAGUUCUGGAAAGUAAUCCAUUGUUAGAAGCUUUUGGAAAUGCUAAAACUCUAAGAAAUAAUAAUUCUAGUCGUUUUGGAAAAUACAUAGAAUUACAAUUCACUUUAGACAGUAAGGGUUAUAUAAAGGGUAAGUUAUGUGGUGCUAAAAUUUUAACCUAUCUAUUAGAAAAAGUUAGAGUGUGCGAUCAACAGGAGGGGGAAAGGAACUACCACAUCUUCUACCAGUUGUGUGCAGCUGCACAAAGGGCUAGGCAGGGUCCGCACGGGGGGGAAGAGACAGAAGGGGAAAAAGCGGAAGAAACUAGCAAAGAAAGAAGCGAGAAGGAAGUGGAAAAAACGAAGGAAGACGACGAAGCGAAGGAAGCGGAAAACACCAUUCGCACUCGUCUUCCCAGUGUCCAUGGUAGUCACUACUACCACUUCCCCUCGACGAAGAAGUUCAAAGGAGUAGAAAAUAUAAAAGUGCUAAAAAUCGACUUGAGCGAUUUUAGGAGUCACACAAACUUUCGUUACUUAACCAAGUCCAGCGUGUACAAACUUAACGGGGUGAACGAACUGGAGGAAUUUGAAUCGACUAUAUACGCUAUGCAAACGAUAGGUAUAAAGAAGGAGGAACAGUAUCAGAUAUUCAAAGUUUUAGAAGGUAUUCUUUACAUAGGAAAUAUUUUAUUUAAUAAUGAUGAAAAUAAGGAAGAAUCAACAAUUUUGGACUCUACAUAUGAAGAUUUAAAAAAGGCUGCAUCUUUUUUAGAUGUAGAUGAAGAGAAAUUAAAAGAAUCUUUAUGUUAUAAAACUAUUAUUGCAAAUAAUGAACAUUAUAAAAAACCUGUAAAUUCUAAUAUAGCAAAUGAUAUAAGAGAUGCAUUAGCUAGAGCUAUAUAUGGAUGUUUGUUUUUAAAAGUAGUAGAGCGAACAAAUGAUUCGAUUGGUUUUAUAAAUGAUGUGAAUCUAUUUUGUGGAGUUCUAGAUAUAUUUGGAUUUGAAUCUUUUCCAGUAAAUUCAUUUGAACAAUUAUGUAUCAAUUAUACAAAUGAAUGUUUACAGCUAUUUUUUAAUAAUUUUAUAUUUAAAUGUGAAGAAAAAUUAUAUAUGCAAGAAGGAAUAAAGUGGGACCCAUUAGACUUCCCAGAUAAUAAAGACUGUGUUGAAAUUUUAGAAUCGAAACCAUUUGGCAUAUUUUGUAUGUUAGAUGAAGAAUGUCAUAUACCAUCAGGUAAGGAUAAAACCUUUUGUAGUAAAAUUAUAACAAAACAUAUUUCUAAUACAAAGAGAUUUAAAAUUAUUAAAACGGAUUGUUUUAGUUUUAUCAUAGUCCAUUUUGCAGGAGAAGUCAAAUAUAAUUCUGCAGGGUUUGUUGAAAAGAACAAAGAUCAAUUAUCAACUGAUGUUCAGAAUGUAUUAUUGCAAAGUAAGAAUGAAUAUAUAUCAUCGCUUUUUGAAAAAUAUUUAAGGCGAAAUGUGGAUAAGAGAAAAUUUGUAACUGUCUCAAGUGAAUUCAAAGAACAAUUAAAUUCUUUAAUGAUACGUAUUCGACAAACGGAUCCUCAUUUUAUUAGAUGCAUUAAACCGAAUUCACAAAACUUACCAGAUAUAUUUGAUCGUAUAUCCGUUAAUGAACAAUUGAAAUAUGGAGGAGUCUUACAAGCAAUAAAAGUUAGUAGAGCUGGAUACCCGGUUCGUAUGACUCAUGCAGAGUGUGUAAAUGAUUACAAAAUUCUUUUAAGUAAAAACGAUAAAGAGUUAUUUUCUGCAUAUAAUGAAAAAUCAUGGUCAUACAAAGCGAGAUUUAUUUUGAAUAAAAUGAUUUCUACUGGACCCAUACAAGAGUAUAUUACAUCCUUGAAAAAGAUAAAAAGAGAAAAACAAAAUGAAUAUGAAUUUUUCUUGAAAUACUCAAACAAGAAGGCUAAACCAAUUAAGGGAAAGAAUACAAGUGUAACAGCUAAACGUGUGGAGGGAAAUUCCAGCAAGGGGGAUAUGCUAGCGGAGGGGGGUAUCAUCAGUGGUAAACAAGAACAAGGAGAGGGGCAUCAGGAUGAGAAGUUGAACGAUCCGCUGAACGAGCCGCAGAACGAGCCGCAGACCGAGCCGCAGACCGAGCCGCAGACCGACGAAACGGCGUUCAUCUGGUCAGUGGGGAAAAAUUUGUGCUUCUUCAAAAGCGACGCGUUCAACAUCUUGUCAACGAUGAGAAGUGACUACCGGUUUGCACAGGCAGUAGUCAUUCAAAAGAAUUAUAAAUGUUAUGUGGAAAGGAAAAGGUACAGUAUAAUGAGGAGCAAAGUAGUAGUACUACAGAGAUGGUUUAGGAAUAUAUUAAUUGUUAUUAGAAAAGAGAAAGAGAGGAAUAAAAAGGCCAAGGAGCUCAUAUGUUUACAUAUAUAUGGUUAUGUCGUUAGGAAGAAGUAUUUACAUAAAAGGAAGUGUGCUAUACUUAUACAAUCUUAUAUAAGAAGAUACCUUACUAUGAGAUUUUAUAAAACGUAUAAGCAAAACUGUUAUGCUAGUAAAAUUCAAGCAACGUGGAAAACGUACAAAGAAAGAAUGUAUUAUAUGAAGUUAAAAAGAUCUACUAAGUUGAUACAGCUAAAAUGGAAGGGUAUACUAGCAAGGAAACAAUUACGAAGGCUUAAAGAAGAAGCAAAGGAAGUUGGAUCCUUAUUGAGUAAAAAUCAAAUAUUAAUAAAUCAACUAAAAACAGAAAAAAAUGAAAAAUUAGAAAUAGAAAAUAAACUACUAAAAGCGUUAGCAAAUAUAGACACACUGACUAAAAAGGUAGAAGCGUUAGAAAGGACAAAUAAAAACAACGAAUCAAUUAUUAAAGAUUUGCUUCAAAAAGUACAGAAUAUAUCCAGUAAAGAAUUAAAUAACAAGACUGAAGUAGGCCCUUCUCGAAGCGAGUGCACAAAGGUUAGCGCUGCAGAUAGGAGGGGUGUACAGGUAGGUACAGAUCAAAAUGGUGCUAAUAGAUUAAACAGGAAUAAGAAUAGGAAUAGGAAUAGCAGUAGGGAUAGGAAUAGCAGUAGGAAUAGGAAUAGCAGUAGGGAUAGGAAUAGCAGUAGGAAUAGGAAUAGCAGUAGGAAUAGGAAUAGCAGUAGGAAUAGGAAUAGCAGUAGGAAUAGGAAUAGCAGUAGGAAUAGGAAUAGCAGUAGGAAUAGGAAUAGCAGUAGGAGUGCCGGUAGGAGCAGCAGCAGCAGUAGCCGUCAUGGUAAACUUGCUACAGAACUGAAGAGUGCCAAGGACAGCACUGCGUUAAGUAAAGACGAACUGACAAACCUGCUAAGCAAGGUUAAAGCGCUUGAAUCAGAAAAUAAGGAAUAUAUGAAGAAAAAUAAUUUAUUGAACGAUCGCUACAAUAAAUUGUUAAAUUUGCUCUCACAUAUCAAGGAUAAAAAUAUCGGCAUUCCUGGAAUGGUGUACCGCAAUUUGUGCGGGAGUAAGCCGAGCAGUGGAGCAUAUGCCGUGGCAUACAAAAACGGACUUGGUGAACCCAGGGUUAUUGGAAGUAACAGUCGUAGUGCCAGUCGGGGUGCGAAUGGGCUUCCGUUGGAUAAGAUUCUCUUAAACUGCAGUGGUGAAGAGAAAUAUGUGCAUCUAUAUCAUCGAACAAGUAAGAACCAUAUACAGAGUAACACAACGGCCGAUAUUCUCAUGUGUGGGCCUAAGAGUGUUGGAAAGACGAGUUUACUAGAAGAUCUCUUUGUACGUUUGGGAGAUGAAAUAAACUUGAACAUUUUAAGGAAAAACAAAAAGAAACAAAGAGAAGAUAUGAAUUCUUUUAUUUAUAAUACAUAUAUAAUUACACAUAAGGAGACACAAAUAAAAAUCGUUGAUUGUGGUUAUUGUUCUAAUAAAGACUUAGAUGAAUCUCUUUUUAAUUAUGUAAAAAAUUCAAUGUGUAUUAUAGUAGUCUUUGAUUCUACAAAGAAAGAAUCCGUUAGUCCAGCUUUACAUCUUCUACAAGAAGUAUCACUUAUUAAUUUAAAGAAAACAACAAAAUUGUAUUUGCUUGAAAAUAUAUUCAACGAAAAAAUUAAUUUAAAACCUAAUACUACUGACGUGGCAUAUGCUCUGAGAGUAGUAAAAACGUGCAAUGCGUAUUAUGUAAAGGCGCUCGAUAUAUACGAUAUACUGAACGACUAUGUGGGAGGCCGCGCAAACGGGUAUGCUGACAGUUAUGCGAACGAGUAUGCAAACCACUAUUCAACUAACAAUGCAAAUGAAGUAUAUGUUGAGCCAAAUAACCCCUUUAACCCUCAAAAUGACAAGAAAAUUGUAAUUAACCCUUCCUUGAUCCAUUACAACAAUAACAGGGUAAACAAAAAAAAAGUGGAAACAAGUUAUGAAGGAGAAGUAUCUUCUUUCCUGCCUGAUAUAACAGAUACCAAUACAUCUCUUUUUUUCGAAAAUAAAAAGGAGGAAUUAGCUCUACAUAAAAAUAAUAUGUACUCUGUAGCUAACACGUUAAAAGCUUUUUGUGGUAUUCAUAACAAUAGCAAUAAGAAGAAUCAAAAUAUACAACUGUUAAGAGAAUCGAUGCCUCUAAAUAAUUAUGUAUAUAGCAAUAAAAAGUAUAACACGGAACUAGGAAAAGGUCUACAACCUAUUUAUGAAAUAACACUAAAGGGAAAUGUCCCCAUUACAUAUCUGUUCAUCGGCCAAGAUUUUGCCAAUAAGAAUUAUACCUUAUUAGCUGUUGGUUGUAAAGACGGAGUAAUAUACAUUUACAAAUGCUUCCGUAGUAAGUUAGAAAUGAGCAGUAACUUCUUCCACCCGAAUGAGGAGAAGCUCAAGAAGAGCGACAGUGAAUGCACGAAUGGGGAGGGUAGCAGCAAUAUUGUUAUGGGUGCAGAUAACCAUACCAAUUUACAUAAUCGUGGUAACAGCUAUACCAGUCCGCUCGAUCGUGGUAACAGAUAUACCUGUUCACUCAAUCGCAGUAAUGACUACUCCAAUCCGCUCCACCGCGGUAAUAGCUAUUCCAAUCCGCUCCAGUGCAGUAACUGCAACGAAAUCAAUGAAGAGUUUCGAAGUGUAGAAGAGAUAGGCGAUCCAAUGAAAAAUGAUUCCUCAGUCUAUGCUGAGGAUAACCAAGAAUCAGCUCAAUUGUUAUCAAAAUUAUGCGGUCAUAAAAAAGCAAUAACAUGUCUAGUUUUUUCAUUAUGUGAAGAUAAAAUAAUAUCAUCAUCUAUUGAUAGAACAAUAAAAAUAUGGGAAGUAUGUACAGGAUUUUUAUUAAAGGUAUUUUCUGACUCCUCCGCUACAUUGUCUGUUUUAUUAUUUCCAACAAAUCUUGAUAUAUUUCUCUGCUCCAACUGUACUUCUCUACUACGAAUUGUAAACCUAAACAGUGGUCAGGUUUAUCAGAAAAUUAAAUUAGAGAGUGAAAUAAGAGCACUAGAAAUGGACGAUACGUGUUUAAAUAUAUUUGCUGGGUCCAAAAAUGGUACUAUAUAUGUAUUAGAAGUAAUAUAUAAUGAACGAAUUGAAAUAAAAUUUCGUUUUCUUUUUUCCUUAUCCCCAAUAACUUGUAUCAAAUAUAUUCCUAGAUAUCACACAAUUAAAACUAACCCCACUAUUAUUGUUAACUCAUGUGAUAAUCAUAUUGGUAUUAUUGAAUGUAUAUAUGGUAAUAAAGGGGUACUCACCACCUUAUCAGUUAAACACAGAAUUAGAAUUAACCAUGCUCUACUUCCCAUACGCAAUUGCUAUUCCAAAUUUGGAGGUGGUUGGUUUAUGUCGGGUUCAGAGGACGGAAACAUUUACAUCUGCUCUCUACUCCCACAGUCCAACUACAAGCUUAUCUUUUUAAAACAUCAUAAGGCACCCGUCAUGACCGUUGUGGUAAACGACAUCGACACUUUGAUGGUAUCGGGUGAUUCAAAAGGAAACAUAGUUUUUUGGAGGAGAUCCUUUGUGUAA
Messenger RNA from Plasmodium malariae, 6585 nucleotides. RefSeq names its product myosin C, putative. The transcript has 4 exons. Bases 1 to 6585 code for a protein of 2194 amino acids. Lineage: Eukaryota; Apicomplexa; Aconoidasida; Haemosporida; Plasmodiidae. The record is from RefSeq and is a predicted model, not a curated record. Gene Ontology annotation, biological process: actin filament organization; vesicle transport along actin filament. Gene Ontology annotation, cellular component: myosin complex; cytoplasm; vesicle. Gene Ontology annotation, molecular function: microfilament motor activity; ATP binding; actin filament binding.